CAUCAUGUGUUGUGCUGCAUUCAUUCAUUUCCUGGUGUGUGUUCGUACCCUGCAAUGCAUGUCAUUAAUUGGACCCCAUUAAUGUUCAUGUCCUUCCCUUUAACUGUCUCUGUUGGUUUUUAAUCCUGCACUGACUUUUCUGGAAGAGAAUCCGCCAUUAAUGCAUUCUAUUUUUUCAUUUCCACACUCUCCACAUUUAAUGCUGUCACUGUCAUCUUCACUGCAAUCUGCUUCUCUCUCACCCCACUUCUGUGCAAAAUAAAAACCAAAAAAUGCAAAACGCACACCCUCAUAAAGACCCUCCCCUUUCAUUGUUUGUGCAAGUUCUUCACCUCAAUGAUGAUGCAACUUCUCAAUGCUACAGCACACGCAUUUAUUGCUUGUCUCAGCUUCAAACUCGCUGAUCAUACUUGCAAGCAAGCCCCCAUCCAAUAGCAAUGCCACCUCAAAUCAACUUUUCAUUUUUUCAACAUCUCCAACUCCUUCACUAUUUAUUUGUCCUCUCAUUGCUUUGAGUGCCUCCAGUUCCUUCUGGGGUCUUUCUGUAGUGUUGGAAAUACAGGGAGAACUUGUCUCCAUCAAAGGGUUCUCCAAGUUUUCUGCUUGUUAUAUAUAUUUACUUUGUUGAUGUCCUGUGGUGUGUUUUUGUUGAGAGUUUAAAAGAGAAUGGGAAGAACACCAUGUUGUGACAAAAAGGGUUUGAAGAAGGGACCUUGGACAGCUGAAGAAGAUGAAAUUCUUGCUAGUUAUAUCAAGAAAAAUGGUGGCCAUGGAAGCUGGCGUUCUCUUCCAAGGAUGGCAGGUCUUCUUCGUUGUGGCAAGAGUUGCAGGCUUAGGUGGACAAACUAUCUCAGACCUGACAUCAAGCGUGGUCCCUUUACUCAAGAGGAAGAAAAACUAGUCAUUCAGCUUCAUGGCAUCCUAGGAAAUAGGUGGGCUGCAAUAGCUUCUCAGUUACCAGGAAGAACAGACAAUGAGAUAAAGAACUUAUGGAACACCCACUUGAAGAAGCGUCUCAAAAGCAUGGGACUUGACCCUCGAACUCACGAGCCAUUGGUCUCAUCUCCAUCUUACCCCUUCCACAAGGCACAUGCAUCUGUGUCCACACGCCACAUGGCUCAGUGGGAGAGUGCUAGGCUUGAAGCUGAGGCCAGGCUCUCAAAUGAGUCAAUAAGGUUCAGCCACAACACCACCAAUCCUAAUUCAGAUACCAAAACCACUGACUCUGACUACUUUCUCCGCAUUUGGAACUCUGAAGUUGGAGAGGCAUUUCGCAAUGUUGUUGUUCAUCACAAAGCUGAUGACAACAAAAUCACCACUACCAGCUCCUGCCCCAGUCCCCUCUCUGCAGGAUCAUCCUCCAACAAGUGUGAGUCAGUUGCAAUAAAUGCAGAUUUGGCUUCCAUUGCACAAGAAACCACGCCCUCUAACAUUGUGAAACAAGAGUUCGAAUGGAGGAUUCGUGGAUCUGAUUCUUCAAGCUCUAAUGACAUGGAGGAUUCAUCAGACACUGCUUUGCAGCUCUUGUUAGAUUUUCCUAUAAACAAUGACAUGAGCUUCUUAGAAGGAAACUCUUUUAUGUGUCCACUUUAGUGCAUUUGCAUGAAUUAUAGGGUCAUCAUGCAGCUUUUGGUUUGGUGUUUUGUAAUAUUGCUGUCUGUAUAAGCAUUUGAACAAGUAGGAGAAUAUGACUUGGCAAUUAGCUGAAUAUGGUCCCUGUGAUAGGUGAGCCAUUAUUGUGGAUUUUUUUAUAGUUUAAG
Molecule: messenger RNA, 1760 nt
Organism: Vigna radiata var. radiata (mung bean)
Lineage: Eukaryota; Viridiplantae; Streptophyta; Magnoliopsida; Fabales; Fabaceae
Product: transcription factor MYB41-like
Exons: 3
Coding region: 667-1593 (308 amino acids)
Source: RefSeq, a predicted model, not a curated record